Molecule: messenger RNA, 7757 nt
Organism: Wyeomyia smithii (pitcher-plant mosquito)
Lineage: Eukaryota; Metazoa; Arthropoda; Insecta; Diptera; Culicidae
Gene: Gfrl
Exons: 18
Coding region: 1557-5072 (1171 amino acids)
Biological process (GO): nervous system development
Cellular component (GO): signaling receptor complex; external side of plasma membrane
Molecular function (GO): signaling receptor activity
Source: RefSeq, a predicted model, not a curated record
GGUAGUUUAUCGUGCGCUUCGGUACGUCGUGGUUGUGGCUAUUUUCGUGCAUUGAACUCGGUAUUGCGUGCCUGCGGUGGUUGUCUCUAUUUAGUAAGUACUUGUUUUGCCACCCCCUUCCCCCCAACGGUCGGGUUGGGUUGGUGACGCGGUCCUCCGGAUUAUUCCACCCGCAGGGUGCGUGCACUUCAAACUACCCGCAAGCUUUUGUCGCGUCUCAAGUUUUUGCAAUCGCCGUCGCCGUCGUAGUCGUUGUCGUCGGUGUUUCAGGUACGGGUUUCGUCUAGCUUAUCGGUCCGCGGAGCCUAGACACGGUGAAGGUGGGUUUGUGAACCAAGAGAGGGUAAAUGUUUUCCUUUACCGGUCCGGAAGGGAUUUAAGUGCCGAGUGCUGCUCUGGGUUGAGUUUGGGGAGUUUGUUCGUGUACACGUGUGUGGGUGUGCUAUUUUGGGUUUUGUUUUUGGUUUUGAGGCAGUCAAACUAUCCGAGUACAGCACAGGAAGUGGCGUGGCUGCGUCCCUCCGCUAUUUCAAUUCUCGAAAAGCGAAUCCAAGGAUAUACUGCGGAUGACGAUCGUGUUGCGUGCGGUAGUAAAGUGAUGUUCCACUGAGAGAAGAAAAAGCGGAAAACACCAAUGCAGCAGUUUUGCAAUUCAAAUCUUAGCCAGUCCAUGGAAGCGCAGUCGGUCGUAUUUGGAUGAUAGUUUUGGGUUCGGUGGUAAAAAAACCUAAUUUAUUCCGGUACAGCUUAGUGAGUGCGAAAUCUACCGGCAAGGCUAUGUGUUGAUUUGCAUAUCCAGCUUCGGAUUGCGUCCGUUUCCUCCCAGCAAUCAGUGUGGGUCAGUGUGCGGGACCUCGUUUGUGGCUGGCGUUCGAGUGGACGGUACCCGCGUACGAAUCACACUGCAGUGGCUGUAAUCAAUUGCCGAUGCCGAGCAAUGCCAAAGUCAAUUACGUUUGGAUUUCGGACUUCUCGCAGUACACGUGUUCAGUGAUUGAAUGGUGAAAGCGAUUGAAAACAGAAAAUUGCGCAUUUAGAAGAGCGAAGGCCAAGUUUAAUCUAAAUCAAAAUAAGUGAAUUUAUGACCUGAUUGUUUUAAGCUUGUACAAUUGAGUAUGGUGGAAAAUCCUAAGGAAUAUCAAUCGAAGGAUAACUACUGUGACGAGGUUUGUUGCUGGAAGACUGACCUCUGUUCAACGAUGAAGUAUCUGAUGUGAAGUUUUUAGUGUUUUUAUACUAUUUCCAUUCUUAUCACGUAUUUUGGUGAAAUCGGGUUGUUGUGCGAUUUUUCGUCGAUUUACGUACGGUGCUACGAGAGACUGUGAAGCUCAAUUUCAUACAUAUCAUAGAAACAAGAACUUGUAGGACUAAGCCUUCGGAGGACGGUUCCCCAAACACACUUCUUCUAAUCAUCAACCGAAGUACCCACAACGGCAACAACAACAACAACAUCAACAACAAAACCAUCAGCAAGCAUAUCAGCGAAAACAGGGGAAAAACUUUUCCUUUACGUCAAAGAUAGAAGUUGAAAAAAGUGGAAAAAAUUACAUAUCAUCAUGCUAGUAACACUGCUGAGAUUCGUUUCCGUCGUUCUGAUUCUCGGAUCGAAUAUUAAGACUGCAAUAGCUAUUUUAAAUUGUAUAUUAGCUCGACAACUUUGUUUCGAGGACCCAUCAUGCUCAGCCAUCCUAGAGAUCAUCCCGCGCGUCUGCGGUCCGGUGCCAGUGGCCUGCAGUACGGUGACGGUAACCAAGUGCCAGGCGGCGCUGCGGACGCUUCAAGCGUUCCCCUUUUUCCGGCCGACCUGCCUCUGCAAGGAGCCCGGCAUCGAUCCGGACUGCAACUACUUUCGGGACUUUCUGUUCGAUCAUCCGUGCGGUUUCGUGUCCAAAAAGGAGAAAGAUCCAUACCCGGUGGAUGCCCUGCCCACGUGCAAUCACGCGCUGUCCGUCUGCCAGCAGGAGCGGAAGUGCAUCAAACUAUUCGAAGACUUUAAGACGCACUGCAAGGUGCGGGAAAACAAAUGCCGCAUGGAGGAUAGGGACCUGUGCUACGAGGCAUGGACUAAUCUCCGAUUAUCGCCGAUGUUUGGCUGUAUCUGCCCGAACAACCACAUGAAGCGCAGAUGUGAUAAAAUAUUUAGCGUUGUGAAUCAUAAUCCCUGCGUUGAUGUACUACCCUCCGCACUAGACACUUCUUCUGGCACCGCCACAAACUCAAUCCAUCCCAAUUUCUACCCCUCGGAUGUAAUCGAGGAUCCCCCUCCUACCAGCACAUAUCCCUACUUUCUGUUUCCCUCGAAAAAGUAUCCACCGUCGGCCUUCCAGCCGGAGAUCUACAGCCGAGCCGAUUACAUUGAUGUAUCGGUCGGUAGCACCAACCAAUCCCACCACCGUUCCUCGUACCAUCCCUUCCCACCUGAUCCCCAGCACGGGGAUGGCACUGCACCGCAUCAAGCACCAUCACCACCAGCACAACAGCACCACUUUAGUUCCACUAAGCACAAUGAGCACCAUUUCGAUAGCACCGCUAGCAGUAGCAACUCGCAACAGCACGGUAAGCACCAGCAUGCGGCACCGGCACCAAGUGUGAAUGUAACGACAGGCGAGGAGCACCACCGGCACCAUCAGCACCAGCAGCAGCCGCCCGGCAGCGAUGGCUCCCCGAGUCAGACAGCAACGUCGUCGGCGGCUGCACCCGGUGCUGGCACCUCCUCCUGGAGUGGAAUCCAGGUGGCACCCGAUCUUAGGCAGCGGCUGGAAAUCGUACGAGCGAUGGGGAUGGACGAUAAUUAUCAUCGCUUGCUGGACCAAAACAUGGCGUUGAUCGACACCCCACUAGUUGCGCCCGCCCACGCUUACUUCCCGCACCACUACAAGACGGCCCUCUAUCCGUACAACAUCUCCGGUUACCACCACCAGCACCAGCACGGGCUGCACGGUGGUCACUUUGGUACGGUUCACAACGGUAACGGUAACGGCAACGGCAACGGCAACAACAACCACUACUACAACAACAACAAUCAUAACGGUGGUUACCACGGGAACGGAAACGGUGACUAUCUGGCCGCUUCGGUGUCCUCGCCCGUAGACAACAUUCUGAUCAGCAUGAAUGGCGACGGGAACGGGGCGGACGCAGCGAUCGAAUACGGAGGCUUCUACGACAAUGCGGUCGAACGUCAAAUCGGGUCCGAUGAUAUCGAGGAAAAGGAGGCCGAAAUGAGCUUCAUCCAUUUCCAGAGUACCUGCCAUCUAUCUCUCGAUGCCUGCCGGGAUGAUCAAGUUUGCUCCAGUGCGUUGAAGACGGUGUUGAUGCACUGUGAGCUGCAUCGGUGCAAUCGCAACGCCUGUAUGGAGUCACUGCAGAGCUUCUACAAGGGUAUCCACGAUGAUCUGAGUCUAGAUAUUGCCUUCUGUUUGUGCAGAAAAACACCAAACCGCCAUGACAGUUGCAUGAUAGCACAGGAAAAACUACACCCAGCUUGUGCCCAGCGACCGCCGGAAAAUAUCACGCCCCAGGGUUCGAACGGCUUAGUCUACAGUCCACCGCCAUCCUGUCACACAGUGGCAGAGCUGUGUCGCGAAGACGAAGACUGCCGAGCGCGGCUGGAAGUAUUCGAACAGUCCUGCGCGGUGGACAGCGUAACGAAGAAGUGCGCCGGAAAGACCAGCGCUUGCAGGCAAGCAAUGCUGGGCAUUCUGGGAACUCCGUUGCGUACAAACUGCGCCUGUCAGGGUUCAGAUCUACAGCAGCUGUACGAUUGUCUUGGUUGGCAGCGCUUGCUUUGGCUUAAUCCUUGCGUUGUCGAAUCCCAGAAAGAUUUUCACCUGAAACGGUUGGCAGAACUUGGUCUGCUGACGACAACCACAACAACGACGAUGGCGACAACAACCACAAUGCGAACUACACGAGCCACACAGCCUCCAACACCGCCACCAACGAAACCAAAACCUGUUUACCGUCCCAAGCCAACCGAGAUGCAACCGUUCGUGACGAACUUCAUUGACGCACCGGACACCCAGCCGAAAACGUUGAUCCACAAGGGGAACGAGCUGAUCGUGCGGACCGAUCUGGACCCACAUCCGGACGAGUACGACACCAACGGGCGGCACCAUCUGCUUCCGGACGAGGAUGACCAUGACGAACUACCGCCGAUACCGAACGGUGGGAGUAACCGAAUCAACCAGCGACCAGACGAACAGGUCCUGCAGAUGCUAACGACCGAACCGCCGGAGCUGGAAACACCUCCACCCACGACGACCACCACGACAACUACAGAACCGACCACGACACCGGUACCGAUCAGGUACUGCGUAGUUCAGCGCUCACAUCAAUCCGACCAACUGAUCGCCGAAGGCAAAAGUCGUCGGCUGUACAUGCUAGACGAUGCAGAAUGCAGUGAACUGUGCACCUGCGGGGGCGGUGACUCUCUCGCCCUAACAUGCCACGCUUUAUGCGUUCCGCUGGCACCAUGUCGAACAUCGUUGGCGUACUACAGCCAUGCUGCGCCGGCUUACCAAGCUUUCCGGGGUCGCUGCCUGUGCUAUUCCGGACGAUUUAUCUGUAUGCGUCCACCUCCGGGUGAAUAUUCUCUGCCAGGUGGCAUCUUUCUGUUGCUAGGUUAUAGUUCUACGGACGAAGCACUGUUAAGACCUCACACUAAUCUAGGCAUUCAGGAUGCAGUCCGAGCGUUGCAGCAGUACGUGCUGCAGCACAUCAACAAUGAGACUUCUUGUACAUUAACACUGUUUAAUAUCACUGAUGAAAAUAUCAUCCUAUCGAUAAGGUUACCCCAUGAUCCUAAGCUUACCAGCAUGGAGUUGCUAAGGCAGGAAAAGGACCACUGUACAAAGAUCCUCGAAACCAUCAGUCACCAGAUCAACACCCAACACGUCGAGAUGUCCGCCCACCGUCUGUUGAGCAUUUUCAAGAUGGCCGAAGUGCAGGUGGUCUGGCCGGAAGUGAGCCGAGCUGGUCCGCGGUCGCACGGCCACCACCUUAUGCUGAUACUGCUGGCCGCUGUUCCGUUCGUGCGGUGGCACCAGCAGCUGCCCCGAGCAUCGCCUACGUGACGUUAAGCCCGGCAAACAGCAAGCGAAACCCAUCCACGUCAUCAUCAUCAGCAUCAUACGAUAUCGUCCAAUAUCUCCAAAUACGCUUCGUUUUCGGCUUCACCAUUAACUGCAUAUGGCAGCAGCGUAGUUCAGCAAAACAGCCCUCAUCUUUCCUGUUGCAGGGUGUAAACUCAUUGUAAAUGAAAGGUUUGUAAAAAUUAACUCCUACUCGAUGACAUUGUUAAGCCACUGUUACACUAUAUCCAUUAUGUAUAUCUAUAUUGAUACUGUGAAUGAUGGACACAGAGCAAAACGGGAAAAGGUUACGUUUUUUCACCGACAUAAGCGAAGAGCGUUGAAGUUUUCGAGUUAUUUUUUGCCAUUUUUUUUUAUUCGUUCACUAAUGUAAGUAGGAAAACUAUGGUCGGAACCAAAUAUUUAGCGAGCAGGUGGGUGUGAUCGCGUAAGUUUUAACGUGCUGAAAGGCUUUAAUACCAGCAAAACCGGCUUCAAAGCAAGCUAGCAAGUAAUACCUACUUAGCCAUUGUACAUUGUAGUGCAAAUGAAUACAUUUGAUUUGUGUUCGACGUUAGUUGUGAGUAGUUAGAAUAUCUCCCUCCAAACUUCAGGAUGGGCGCGCAUAAGAAAAAACUGGAGCUAUACUCAAAACUGUACUGACGUCGUUGUGGCAUCUGGGAUCUGUCUGUGCCGCCCUCUUUACAGAAAAGUCUGGCUGAAUGUGUGCAUACUAGAGAGUGUUAGAAGCGCAAAAUGGCAGCGAUGGUGGUUGUUACUUUUAUUAUGUAAAUUAUAUACUGAAACAAAACCGCUUAAUUCCUGUAGGAAUGUGUUGAACAAGAGUGAGCGAUGAAGUCGAAGCGUGUGUGUGUCGUAAUACUAAACUCACAAACACCGUUUAGGUAGUAUCUAGGUAUGUUGAUGAGAUUUGGUAGGACAACUGAUGUUUGGCGUUCGCUUUGUUGAAUCCAAGAAAAUUCUAAUCUGAUUUCCCCUGGGAACUAUAUGAUUAAUAUUUUACGAAAUAGAAAAUGUUCGAGGUACAAUUACUAGAAUAACAAUAAAAAAACGUAACACAUCAGUUUCCGACCACAUCGGGAAAAAAUCAACCUCUGCUGACUAUGGCUUUCGUGUGAUUCUAUCCAAGCAUAUUAGAUGCAGUGCAUUGUGGUGUGACCAACAAAAUAAGCAAGAUAAGAUCACAAUCGUAAAAAUAUGUCUUCCUGAAAAUAAAAAAAAAAAAUAAAAACAAGUGUUUAAUAUAGAGAAAAAUUGUAAAAUUUAGGAAAUAGUUUGUAUGUUGAAGGUAACUAAAAAAGCAGUGAACGGAAACAGGCGAGUGGUAUAAUAAGAAGAAAAUAAAAAACAUUUAGAUAAUGCUGUUAAAUAUGAGAAGUAAACUGUUAGAGAACAAAAAAAUGACACUAAAACUAUUCUAUGAAACCGAAAUGAUGUUAGCAAUAAAUACAGAGAACAACAUCUAAUAUAUAGCGUCAAAACCACUAGGAUCUACUAACCCUGCUAUUGUAAAUACUGAUUUACCGUAGCGAAAACUAACACAUAGAGAGGGAAAAGGUACCACGCAAGCACCUGUGGAACCUGCUUAGGUGAUACAAUUAUAAUUAGCAUAAGUGUGGCAGAUUAGUUCCAGCAGCAGUAUUUAUUGCAUAUUUUAUCAUCCAGACCCACUGUAUAUUGUUGCAUCAAACAAACAAAAAAAAACAAAUUGUAAGAAUUAUACGAAACCAUAUCGCAUUUCAUUUCCAUCGUAUCGAGUAAGAAAUAUUUUAAAAAUAGCAACAACAGAACAAAACGAAACACGAACAUACACAUUUGCAACACUGAUACAUAUCAAUUUACAAUGGUAUAGGUGUAAUAACACUCUUCGACACGUUCAUUCUAAUAGGUCAGAACAUUCACACAACAAUUCACUGAAUCACAGAACCACACACAUACACCAACAAACCAAACACACAAUUUCCAUGCUAAUUUCCUACUUUGCAAAUGGAAACUAAUUUACCCCUUGGUUAUUCCCUCCUUAUAAUCUUAUUUUCGAAAAAACAACCUAGAAACAACAACACCCCUAGCAGUAAACGAACAAACCAUUGAACACAAUAAGCACUGCAAGUAACUCCCAACAAAAAAUAACCCAUAGGAAGUCAACCAUUUUGUAUCGAAACUCGGACGAGAACAGAAUUAAACAUUGUGCUUACAACCAAUCAUAGGAGAGCAAAAAAAGAAUACAAGCGAUGAAACCCCUUGAACAAUAACCAACACACUUUACUAUACACUAAUAAUUAGCUCUAUCAGUCCUUUCCGGUUGAAACAAAACGGUUUGAACCGUGCAAAAAAAAAUAAAUUAGUAGCCGAAAAAAUAGCAUCCUAGAAAAAUUUCCAUAAAACUCUCCAUCAUGUCAAGUUUUCGGUUACCCGGUUUGUCGCUUGUUUAUCCCGUUUCCCUUUGAUGAAUCAGCAUGAGCGAGCAUAAAACAGACCCGCAACGCGGCCAAGAUUGCAAUAGACCAGCCCGCAGAGCGCUAGUGUAUUCUAGGGAGAAAAAAAAACAAUCCAGAUGGGAAGUGAAUCUUUUGAGAGCUACCCGAAACGAGAGGCUAGUAGAAGAAGGCAAAGAAAUACGACCGAGCGCGGAGAAGAAUGCAGAAAUAAAAUGAACGAAAACUUUAA